Messenger RNA from Laccaria bicolor S238N-H82, 531 nucleotides. RefSeq lists its product as uncharacterized. The transcript has 2 exons. The record is from RefSeq and is a predicted model, not a curated record. The coding region runs from base 1 to 531 and encodes 176 amino acids. NCBI's taxonomy places the organism in Eukaryota, Fungi, Basidiomycota, Agaricomycetes, Agaricales, Hydnangiaceae.
AUGGGUGUUGAUCCCAGAUCCACCCAUUCUUGCCUCCUCCUUCCCUCUUGGCUUCAGCUAUGCAAGAAGUUCAGAGUGAACGCUUCACACUUCCCUCUGUUGCAUAGCCACUUCAAUGUAUGGGGUUCAGCCAUGCUCAAAGGUCCGACCACGGCAACCUUGGACACACCACCAAACCACCAUUUGUUCAACACCAUCUCCAACAAUCAUCUUGGUCAAAUGAGUCCGCUACUCAAACGCCGCCAGCAUGCAAAUACCUCAAAUGGCUCAGUGCCAGUCAUCAAUUUCAAUAUUCCAAACAAUGUUUUCCAAAUAUUCAAACCCCCUGCAGCAGUCCGUGUAACACCUGUCCAAGGCACCACCCUUGUAACACCUGUCCAAGGCACCGCCUCUGCCCUGGUCACUCCCAUUGCACAUAUCUCACCUCAGCUUUCUGUUACUGAAAUGCUAGUCUCUGCUGAUCAUGUUCCAGGUCCCAAGCUUCCUCUUGAAGAAUUCUGCAGGAUGUAUCAUUUGACAGAUGGCAUUUGA